AUGUAAAAUCCAAUAUAUUAAUAAGAGCUUAAAAAUAAAUCAUUUGAUAUUGAAGAAAUGUCAAAUUUGAUAUAUGAAGGAAAAGAAAAUCUCGAGUAAUUUAAAAAAUACUAAGAAACAAUAGCAAAUGACCCUAUUUUAAGAUAUGAUCCUUAAAUGCUUGAAAUAUCCAGAAAAGAUCAUAUGAAGAUUUAUUGCUAGAAAACUUACAGAUAUCAUUAACUAUUUAACUUAUCUGAUAACCCUAAUAAUAAAUAUUAAAUGUUAGUAUUUGACGAUCCUCUUUAAGGUUCAAAUCAUUAAACAAUGUUUAUUCCAUGUUUAAAACAGUUGGCGAGUGAUGAAUAAUAAAAAAAAUGGCUAAAUGAUGUACUUACAUUAAAAAUUAUAGGAUGUUAUGCAUAAACAGAAUUAGCUCAUGGUUCUGAUAUUCAAAAUUUAUAAACAACCGCUACUUUUGAUAAAUAGACUGAUGAAUUUAUCCUUAACACUCCUAGUAUAGAAGCCACAAAAUGGUGGGUUGGUGAACUUGGAAAAAUUGCUAAUCAUACUAUUUUGUAUGCAUAAUUAAUUAUUGAUGGAAAUAAAUAUGGAAUAUAACCUUUUAUGGUUUAAAUAAGAGAUCUAGAAACCCAUUUACCUCUUGAUGGGAUAGAAUUAGGAGAUAUAGGUCCUAAAUAUGGUUAUAGUUCUAAAGAUAAUGGAUACAUGAUAUUAAAAAAUGUUAGAAUUCCAAGAUUUAAUAUGCUAAGUAGAUACGCAAGAGUAGAAUAAGAUGGUAAAUUUAGUCCUGCUGGAGAUCCAAGAAUAGUAUAUGCAACAAUGAUGUUCGUCCGAGCAGGUUUAAUUUUCUAAUCAUACUUUUUUUUGGCGGCUUAAUUAGUUAUAGCAACCCGAUAUUCUACUAUAAGGUAAUAAUUUAAGGACGAAAAUGGAAACGAGUAAACUAUUUUAGACUAUUAAACCUAAUAAGAGAAAUUAAUUCCUUAUAUAGCUGAAUUAUAUACUACAUGUUUUAGCUUUAGAAAAACUUUUAAUAUGUAUUAGACAAAUUUGGAAAAAUGCCAAUAAUAAGACUUUUCAAUGUUAAAAGAUUUACAUGCUUUAUUAAGUGGUCAUAAAGCCGUUUCUACUUAGACUACUUUAUUUGGAAUGGAAAAAAUAAGAUAGUCUUGUGGAGGACAUGGGUUUAGUACUUAUAGUGGAAUGGUGGAAAGAUUAAAAGUUUAUUAUCCUUAUAGCACUUUCGAAGGAGAAAAUACUAUAAUGUUAUUAUAAACAGCUAGAUUUUUAAUAAAGGUUGCCUAAAAUUAACAAAAAAUAACCCCUUAAUGCGAAUAUUUACAAAAUUAUGAGGAAUUUCUAGGAAAUGCGAAGUGUGAGUUGAAUUCUAUGCGUGAGUUUUUAGUUUUGGAGUAAUUAAGGAAACUUUUAAGGUUCAAUGUGUGCUUUAAGGUUGUUAAUGCCACUAAGAAAUUAAACCAUAGUAUUAUUUAGUAUGGAAUUAACAAAUAGGAAGCCUGGGAUAAUAAAAAUAAUGCGUAUAUGUGUGAAGCUGCUACUUCUCAUAUUCAUUAUUGGAUGUUUAAUGGCUUUUAUGAGUAAAUAGUCAAAAUUCAUAGCGAAAAAACGAAAAAUGUUCUUUCUAAAUUAUGCGCUCUAUUUGCUCUUUCGAAAAUUGUGGAAAAUCCAACUGCUUUGUAUUAAGGAAAUUAUAUAAAUGGAGAAUAAAUGAAACUUAUUAGGGAGGCUAGGGAAAUCUUACUUUAAGAAUUAAGAUUUGAAGUUUUGGCUUUAAUGGAAGCUUGGUAAUUUAAUGAUAAUACAUUAAAAAGCGCUAUUGGAAGUAGUAAAGGAAUGGUGUAUGAAGAUUUACUUAAUUUAGCAUAGAAUAAUAAUCCUGUUAAUUUUGAAUAGAAUAGAAAUGAGAUACAUAGAUAAAUAGAAAGUAUUAUGGGAGUUAUUAAUCCACCUAAAUUAGAUAAAUAAUAAUUAGAAAAGAUCAUCCACGUCUACGAAUAGCUCUAUAUUUUCUUUCUUCUUCUUUUUGUUUUUUACGAAUAUCGUCAGAUCCCUGGCAAUUCUUUGGGCGAACUCUUCAUUUAAACCUAAUUCAGAACAUACACUAUAGGCAAAUUAUUCAGGAGAAUUUGA
Ichthyophthirius multifiliis is the source of this 2154-nucleotide messenger RNA. RefSeq lists its product as hypothetical. Gene Ontology annotation, molecular function: fatty acid binding; acyl-CoA oxidase activity; FAD binding. NCBI's taxonomy places the organism in Eukaryota, Ciliophora, Oligohymenophorea, Hymenostomatida. The transcript has 7 exons. Gene Ontology annotation, cellular component: peroxisome. The record is from RefSeq and is a predicted model, not a curated record. Gene Ontology annotation, biological process: lipid homeostasis; fatty acid beta-oxidation using acyl-CoA oxidase.